Molecule: messenger RNA, 1406 nt
Organism: Amphiprion ocellaris (clown anemonefish)
Lineage: Eukaryota; Metazoa; Chordata; Actinopteri; Pomacentridae
Product: casein kinase II subunit beta
Exons: 7
Coding region: 86-733 (215 amino acids)
Cellular component (GO): protein kinase CK2 complex; cytoplasm
Molecular function (GO): protein kinase regulator activity
Source: RefSeq, a predicted model, not a curated record
GGAUGACCCGGAUGCAUUUGUGAACAGGAAGAGGACAAACCGGCGGAGCUAAGAAGUUUGUGUUCACUAACACUCAGACGGCAGGAUGAGCAGCUCAGAGGAGGUGUCCUGGAUAUCCUGGUUCUGUGGACUCCGAGGGAAUGAGUUCUUCUGUGAGGUUGACGAAGACUACAUCCAGGACAAGUUUAACCUGACAGGUUUGAAUGAGCAGGUGCCUCACUAUCGCCAGGCUCUGGACAUGAUCCUCGACCUUGAGCCAGAUGAGGAACUUGAAGAUAACCCGAACCAGAGUGACCUGAUCGAGCAGGCAGCAGAGAUGCUUUAUGGGCUCAUACAUGCAAGAUACAUCCUCACAAACAGAGGCAUUGCACAAAUGCUGGAAAAGUAUCAGCAAGGUGAUUUUGGCUAUUGCCCCAGAGUCUAUUGUGAGAAUCAGCCAAUGCUUCCUAUUGGUUUGUCAGACAUCCCAGGAGAAGCAAUGGUGAAGCUGUAUUGCCCAAAGUGCAUGGAUGUGUACACCCCUAAAUCGUCCAGACACCACCACACAGAUGGAGCUUAUUUUGGUACAGGGUUCCCUCACAUGCUGUUCAUGGUGCACCCAGAGUACCGUCCAAAGCGACCAGCCAACCAGUUCGUGCCAAGGCUGUAUGGUUUCAAAAUUCACCCAAUGGCUUAUCAACUCCAACUUCAGGCUGCGUCAAGUUUCAAGAGCCCGGUCAAGACAAUCCGCUAGAACUCCUCGACGAACUCGGUGAACUCAGAGACUUUAUUGGUGACGACUUAUUUGAAGCAAAGGAUUAUAUAUUCCAAAUAAAUGCCUGUACAGCUCUUCAGACCCACCUCUGUGUUCAGAUCCAGCCGCUUCCCCUCAUUUAGAGAACAACAGGUUAGUUUAUUCUAUAUUAAACAUGUUAUUAUUCCUCCUUCCUCAGCCUUAACUGAUGUGCAGUCUAUCUUUUCACAUUUUACGGUUGUUUCUCUUGAUAGAAAAGUGACUUUAACUCCGUGAUACUGAAGGGUGUGCUUUGUGGUUUAAUUGCAGGCGAUUGAAUGUAAAUCUUGUUACCAGCCGUCAGACAGAUUUUGCCUUAUCGGUGAUAGUUGAGAUUUAUGACAGUUGAAUUGUAUUAAAUCAUGUUUAGGUGUGCUGAGGAGCAGAUGCUGGAAUGUACUAAGAUUAUGUUCUGCCAAUGUGUAAAUAGGAUCAGGUGCUAUUUCCAAGAACCGAUAAAUACCAAAUUGGAAGUAGAAAGUAAGAACUUAUCUUAAAAAUGGACCUAUGCUCGAUUUUAAUCUUAUUGCUUAGUUUUCUUUGAAUUCAGUGGCUGUGCUUGAUUGUGUAGACAACUAUUUUCCUGAUGGCUAUGUAUUUGUAGUUUCAUGGUAUUAAAACGUAGAUAAAUUUG